GUUGUCAUGAUGAUUGAAACGUGGUAUAGGGAUGAUGAUAAUUUUUCUGUUCUUCCAGGCUACACUCAUUUCUUUUUAAACCGCAGUCAUAGUCGCGGUGGUGGCGUUUCAUUACAAACUCGUGCCUCUGGUUUUGAAAUACUCAGUGAUUAUUCUAUUGUGACCCGAGAUUAUGAAAUACUUUGUGUUAAAAAAGGAAAUCACAUUUACUCUGUUCUAUAUCAUCCUCCAAAUGGUAAUGUUUUGAGUUUCAUGCAAUUUUUAGAAGCGUUGUUUUGUUUUGCUAAUCAAGAGAGGUGCCUCUUGUUUCUGGGUGGUGAUUUUAAUAUAAAUAUGCUUGAACAUUCUCAUCUUAAAGAUGAUUUUCUUGGUUUAUUGACUUCAAACAAUUUUUCCAAUGUAAUUAUCCCUCCAACACGCGUCACAUGCACCACAUCGACAUUGCUUGAUCUAUUUCUAACUAAUCAUGAUGAAAAUAAUAUUAGUGCUGGUGUGCUUAGUAGUGGGAUCGGCGAUCACCUUCCAAUAAUCAUGUUUAUCAAUAAGAGUAUGUCAGAUAGCGCAGUUUCAAACUUUUCAACAAUGUCUCAAGACAUAAGUUCUAGGACACUGGAAGAAUUUAGAAAAACAAUCAGCACUAUAGACUGGAGUCUCAUGUUUAAUUCUACAGAUGCUGAUGGGUGCUAA
Messenger RNA from Ixodes scapularis (black-legged tick), 687 nucleotides. RefSeq lists its product as uncharacterized. Gene Ontology annotation, molecular function: catalytic activity. The annotation marks the transcript as partial. Lineage: Eukaryota; Metazoa; Arthropoda; Arachnida; Ixodida; Ixodidae. The record is from RefSeq and is a predicted model, not a curated record. The transcript has a single exon.